Molecule: messenger RNA, 1191 nt
Organism: Knipowitschia caucasica
Lineage: Eukaryota; Metazoa; Chordata; Actinopteri; Gobiiformes; Gobiidae
Source: the annotation of a GenBank genome assembly
AUGUACGGCUGUGAAUGGGACGAUGAAACUGGGAACGUCAACGGCUUCAGUCAGUUUGGCUUCGAUGGAGAGGAUUUUAUUGUCUUUAAUCUAGAGACUGAGACGUGGAUCGCACCGAGGGCAGAAGCCAUGUUCACAAAGAUUAAAUGGGACAGGGACGAGCUGAAGAUCCAAGCUCAAACUCAAAUUUGUGUUGAAUGGAUAGAAAAGUACCUUAAUGAUGGAAAAGAACAGCUUUUAAAAACAGUCCUCCCGUCCAUCUCUCUGCUGCAGAAGUCCUCGUCGUCCCCCGUCACCUGCCACGCCACUGGUUUCUUCCCCGACACAGCCUCUUUGUUCUGGACUAAAGAUGGAGACAUAUUCUACGAGGGCGUGGACUUUGGGGAGACCCUGCCCAACAACGACGAGACCUUCCAGACCAGUGCGGAGCUGGACGUGUCCUCUGUCCCAUCGGAAGACUGGGGCCGCUACAACUGUGUGUUCAGGCUCUCUGGAUACAAAGAGGAGAUCAUCACACCACUGGACCAAAGAUACAUAAGAACGAAUGGACAGUUCAACAUGAAGUCCUCUGUCUGUCUGGUUGUUCUGGGGAUUCUUCUACAAGACGCCUCUUCCAUGAAACACUCUCUGAAGUAUUUCUACACUGCAUCGUCUCAAGUCCCAAACUUCCCAGAGUUUGUUGCUGUGGGUUUAGUGGAUGAUGUUCAGAUUGUUCAUUAUGACAGUGACACAAAGAAAGCAGUGCCCAAACAGGACUGGAUGAAGGAGGCCACAGAAGAUGACCCUCAGUACUGGGAGAGAGAGACUCAGUUGGCUUUGGGUUCCCAGCAGACCUUCAAAGCCAACAUUGAAACUGUGAAGCGGCGCCUGAACCAAACUGGAGGGACACACAUUAACCAGUGGAUGUACGGCUGUGAAUGGGACGAUGAGACCGGUGAAGUGAAUGGAUUUAAUCAAUAUGGAUUUGAUGGAGAAGAUUUCAUUGUGUUUGACCUGAAGACACUGACAUGGAUCGCACCGAGACAAGAGGCCUUCAUCACCAAACUCAAGUGGGACAGUGAUGAAGGUUAUAAUGCCUAUUUGAAAAACUACUACACCCAGGAGUGUCCUAUGUGGCUGAAGAAAUACGUCAGUCAUGGAAAGGACGCUCUGAUGAGGACAGGUAAUCCACUGACCUGGUUCAGUUUUUAA